AUGGCCGCUGCCGCAAAAGCGAGCUUCGCCACCCUCCCAACAGAGCUUCAUCUUCAAAUAGCCUCCUACCUGACCUAUCCCGACGCUCUCAGCUUGAAGCAUACCAACAGACACUUCUACAGCUUUGUCUACACUGGUGUGAAUCUGAAAGUUGAAUGGUUGAUCAACAGACGAACGCUACAUCUGGAUUGUCCUCAUGACAAAAAGUGCGAACUUGGGAGUGAUAUGAGGUUUUGUCGAGGCAGUGUGAGGCUGCUGAUGAAGAGACGGAGGGAACAUGGUGAAUGUGAUACGAGAGAGGGAGGAAGAGGUUGUUUAGUAUUUGAUACCAAAGUUUGCACUUUUAGGAAACCGGAGUUAGGAUAUGUGGAACGGAUUAAGAAUUUAUUAGGUGCGAGUUUGCUAUGGUGGAUCUUGGCUGCUCUCGUUGGGGUUCUGCCUGCUCUUUACUUUAUCCAAGGGGGGUCGAAGGCCGUCGGGAUUGGAGACUUGUCUGUGUAA
Messenger RNA from Cadophora gregata, 501 nucleotides. RefSeq lists its product as uncharacterized. Gene Ontology annotation, molecular function: protein binding. The transcript has 2 exons. Lineage: Eukaryota; Fungi; Ascomycota; Leotiomycetes; Helotiales; Ploettnerulaceae. The coding region runs from base 1 to 501 and encodes 166 amino acids. The record is from RefSeq and is a predicted model, not a curated record.